Molecule: messenger RNA, 3415 nt
Organism: Rosa chinensis
Lineage: Eukaryota; Viridiplantae; Streptophyta; Magnoliopsida; Rosales; Rosaceae
Product: disease resistance protein RUN1
Exons: 5
Coding region: 1624-3231 (535 amino acids)
Biological process (GO): defense response
Molecular function (GO): ADP binding; protein binding
Source: RefSeq, a predicted model, not a curated record
GAAUCCCUUUUCUCUCUGCAUUUCUAAUUUUUCUGCAUUCCUCGUGUUCUUCACCGUAGAGCUCCAUCACUCUCACUGUUCUCCACUCUUCAACCGCCACCAACUCAAACUCACUCCAACCAAACCUACGCCACUCUCUUCCACGCAUGCGCUCGCCACCACUGCCUCCAACAAGGCCUCUCUCUGCACCAUUACAUGCUUGCCCACAACCCCAUCACUCCUCCAGACCUCUUUGUCUCCAACCACCUCAUCAACAUGUGCUCCAAAUUCGGCUACCUAGACCACGCCCGCCAACUGUUCGAUGAAAUGCCCAGAAGAAACCUCGUCACCUGGACCGCUCUCAUUUCCGGGUACGCACAGCGGGGUCGGGCUGUAGCUUGUUUUCGUUUAUUUGCUGCCAUGUUGGCGCAUUACCUCCCGAAUGAGUUUGCAUUUACCAGCGUGCUUAGUUCGUGAUGGUGGAUAUGGCCGGCAGGCACACGCCCUCGCUUUGAAAAUGUCUUUGGAUGCUUGCGUUUACGUUGCGACUGCUCGCAUUACCAUGUAUAGCAAGGUGUGCGAUCAUGGAGGUGUGUUUGAUGUUAGUAGAGAUGAGGCGUGGAAGGUGUUUCGAAGCAUGGACUCCCGGAAUCUUAUAUCCUGGAAUUCCAUGCUCUCAUUUACCACCAGUGAUCACCAAAUUUUGUUAUCACACUGAAAAAGAAAAGGAAAUUCAAAACAUCUUCAUUUCUUCCAUGCUAAAAAAUGGCGUGGUUCACAAGACAUAAACUAUUUCAAAUAGCAUGCAGACAAAUAGCUAGCCGGCAUGAUAAGGAUCACAAAAGAUGCUCUGGUGUUGGGACGUUGCUUAUGAGAAGGGUAACGAUGGGUUACACUCAUCAAAGACCCUCUAUCAGUCUUAUGUCGCCGUAGCCUAUCCGCCAACCAACAGUUUUUUCUGGUUGGCUAGAUCUACAAGACUACAAGAGGCUGAGGGAGAGUUUCAGUCUUAAAUAGUAGGGGUUCAAACAAUGACGUCAACUUGGUCUCCCCGUCGACGAUGGAAAUACGAUGUUUUUUUAAGCUUCAGAGGGAAAGAUACCCGCGACACUUUCAUCUGCCAUCUGUAUUAUUGUGCACUAACUGCAAAAGGAAUUAUAACCUUUUUAGAUGACGAAAGCCUGGAGAGAGGAUCAAUCAUUGGCCCAUCACUUUCUACAGCAAUUGAGGACUCAAGAUCGGCCCUUGUCGUUUUUUCAGAGAAUUUCGCUUCUUCAUCCUGGUGCUUGGAUGAACUCUCCAAGAUUCUUCAAUGCAGGGAGGAGAGGGGACAAAUAAUCUACCCAAUCUUCUACCAAGUGGAUCCUUCUGAUGUGCGCAAGCGAAGGGGAAGUUUUCAGCUCCAUACAGUAGAGGUAAGGGAACAUGAAGAAGUUUAUGGGAAUAAGGACAAACUAAAGGAGUGGACAGAUGGUUUGAGAGAGGUGAGCAGGAUUGCUGGGUGGGAUUCAAGUACAUAUGAGGAUGACGGAAAAAUGAUUGAGCACAUUGUUACGCGGUAGGUGAUACUUAUACCUCUUCAAGUGUUGACAAGGGCUUCAUAGGAAUGGAUUCCCGCAUUGAUGAUUUAUUAAGCAAUUACAUAUGUCCGCAGCUUGGUGGGGUGCGUUUUAUAGGGAUCCAUGGCAUGCGGGGCAUAGAGAAAAGUCUGAAAAGGAUGGCCUUGUUUCUCUACAAGAAAAACUACUUUCCAGAAUCCUGAUGACAAAAAUUGACGUUGAGGAUGAAUAUGCAGGGGCUACUAUGAUAGAAAAGAGGUUAUGUAAACUAAAGGUGCUUGUUGUUAUUGAUGAUGUGGAUCGCUCCAAUCAAUUAGAUAAAUUGGCUGGAAAUCGGGACUGGUUCGGUCGAGGGAGUAGAAUUAUUGUAACCACCCCAGAUAUUCAUUUGCUAAGGGGACAUGAUGUUGAUGCUACAUACAAGGCUACUGGGUUAACUGAUGGUGAAGCUAUUCAACUAUUGAGUUUAAAGGCUUUCAAGAAGAGCUUCCCACCAGAAGAUUAUUUGGACUUGUGCCACCAUAUUUUAGGGUAUGCUCAGGGGCUUCCGUUGGCUCUUGUGGUUUUAGGUUCUUUUCUAUUUGGUAGAAGCACCAAUGAAUGGGAAAGUACAAUAGAGAGACUAAACAAUACAUCAAAUAGACAAGUUAUGGAUGUGCUUCAGAUCAGUUUUGACGGACUAGAGGAAAAAGACAAACAGAUAUUCCUACAUAUUGCUUGUUUGUACAAGGGGAAGGACAGGGAUCGUGUGACGCAAAUACUAGACUACCAGCUAAACCCUGGCAUUGGUUUAAGUGUUCUUGUUGAUAAAUCUCUCAUUACUAUCUUUAACAACAAACUGUUGAUGCAUGAUUUGCUACAAGAAAUGGGCUUGGAAAUAGUUCGUCGGCAGUCCCCUGAAAAGCCAGGUAAACGAAGUAGAUUAUGGUUUCCUGAAGAUAUCCACAAGGUGCUGAAGAAAAAUAAGGGAACAGACAAAAUCCAAGCCAUUGUAAUGGACUUGCCUGAGUUAGAAGUGGCUCAUUGGAAACCAGAAGCCUUUUCAAAUUUAUCUGAACUCAGUCUUCUCCAUAUUCGUAAUGUGGAGCUUCCUGAAGGCCUCACUUUUCUAUCUAAUUCCUUGAGACUCCUUGAAUGGAGUGGGUACCCCUUAAGAUCCCUCCCACAAAACUUUGAACCACACGAACUUGUUGAACUUAACUUGUGCCACAGCAACAUUGAGCACCUCUGGAAAGGAGCAAAGAAUUAUGACAAGUUAAAGUUCAUCAAACUAUGCCAUUCUCAAAAAAUUGUCCAGACCCCAGACCUCACAGGCGUUCAAAAUCUUGAAGGAUGUAAGACUUUGGUAAUACUUCAUCAAUCCGUUGGACAACUCAAAAGGCUUAUUCUGUUGAAUCUUAAAGAUUGCGAGAGUCUCGAGAGCUUGCCAAGUAAGAUUGAAAUGGAAUCUCUUGAAACUUUAAUUCUUUCUAACUGCUCAAAAGUUAAAAAGAUUCCCGAGUUCGCUGGAAAUAUGGAGCAUUUAUCAAAGCUUUAUCUCAAUGAGACUGCCAUUGAAAAACUACCUGUGUCAAUUGGACGCCUGAGUAGCCUUGCUUCUCUGAAUCUGAGCAAUUGCAAAAUCUUGUUUGCCUUCCAAGCACCUUUAGUAGAUUGGAGUCUCUUGAAAAGCUUAAUCUUUCUGGAUGUUUGAAACUUGGCGAACAGGAUAGUGCAAGGGAGAAUGGUGCAAUUAGAGCUUCUUUAAAUCAUCUUACAAAACGUUGUUGUGAGGUUGUUGGGAAAUAUUUGUCAUGGUACUUGCCACCUAGAACCACUGAGUAUUCAGUUGUCUGUAUCUGAUCUGUGUUAUUCUACAGAGCAAAAUGCAAACACAU